Messenger RNA from Porites evermanni, 339 nucleotides. Lineage: Eukaryota; Metazoa; Cnidaria; Anthozoa; Scleractinia; Poritidae. The record is from the annotation of a GenBank genome assembly.
AUGCACCAGAUAAACAUCACCAUAGAAAGAUUUCUGCGUGAAAAGUUGGCACUAAUUCCACACACGAAGCUUCUGAUCACCAAUAAUUUUUCAAGAAUUGCGAGAAGAGAAAACAUUUUCAGUGAAACACUUGAAGUGCAUUUGUCAGAUAAGGACCAGUUAACCACAUUGCUGCAGCUUCUGACCAAGCGUUUAGAAACACUGGACCUCAUUUCAGUGAUGCAGGAAUUGCAAAGGACUUUCCCUCCAGAUGAUAAAUAUUUCCGCAGGUUUGGGGUUCAAAUACGUGAAAAUUUGUCGUGCGUUCCGAGACUUCAGAAGACGGAACAUUUCUUGUAG